AUGGCUCCCCCAAAUAAUAUCACACCUGACUACAUUUUCGAGGAUAUAUUUUCCACCUCUAUGCUUGAUUAUGAUAAGCAGGCAAGGAAUGCAGGAAAUCUAGUAGAUCCUAAACUUGAAGUAUCAUGUACUACCAUUCAAACAUCUUUGAAUGCAUCCUAUCUUGUGAAUUUUUUUAAAAGUGAUUGUAAACGACUUAUACACUAUUUAGACUACAUAGAACAUACGAAAUCCUCUGACAAAAAACGAAGUUGUAACUAUUUCAACUAUCUUCUAAAAGGUGUACUAACAGAUAGUAAAUGCGAUAUGAAGAACAGUAAAGAAGCUUACAAAAAAAUGAUUGAACUAACCAAAACAGGAGAUGUUAAGAAAGUUUCUGAUGUGUGCAUCACAUAUUUUGAAGAUAUUGAUGAGGAUAUAUAUUCUGUAUUGAAGCAUUUGAAUGAACUAUAUUUAUACUUUAUAAUGAAUGGUAAUAUAUGCCCAUUAAAUACUGAUUGUUUUAAUAAGUACAAGGAAUUAUCAAAAAUGUGUAUAUCCGCCAAAAACGACAGUUUUUGUGUAUUGUUAAAUAAUUUUAUGCAGAAAAAUAUAGAAAAUAUGAUGCAAAAUAUAAAUAUUAUGGAGCAAAAAAUAAAAAAUAUGGAACAAAUAAUAGAAGAAAAAGAAUUACCUGCAAUUCCAUAUCACGCAUAUUUUACAAAUACACCUACCGUUAUAUUAACUUUAAUUAUUAUGUUAUUUACAGUAUUAAUGAUAACAUUCUUUCUAUAUAAGUAUACACCAUUGGGUUCAUUUUUACAACCAACAGUAAGUAAGAUAAGGAAUAUAUGGAAUAAUAAAAAUAAAGAUCAUCUCAACAUAAUGGAUUCAUCUGAAUUCUCUCACAAUGAUUUAUUUCAUAAUAAAUACGGAAUAGGAUGGAACUACAUAGGCUACAAAUAA
Molecule: messenger RNA, 945 nt
Organism: Plasmodium gonderi
Lineage: Eukaryota; Apicomplexa; Aconoidasida; Haemosporida; Plasmodiidae
Product: variable surface protein
Exons: 3
Coding region: 1-945 (314 amino acids)
Source: RefSeq, a predicted model, not a curated record